CCAGUGCUGGGUGGAAAGGUCUGCAGCAGCACUUUUCUGCACGUCCAGGGGCAUGCUGCAUGACUGCCUCUCCCCUAGAGCACACUCAUUGUCUUAAUUUUACAAUCAGAGCUUUGUUUUGACACCUCAGCAGUUGUCAGCUGUUGCGUGUUUUUUUUUGUUAAAAAGAGUUCAGAACCACCUCCCUUUGGAUGCUGACACUUCAACAAACAAGUCCUUGUUACCACAUGACUGAUCUGAGGCUGCUUUUUUUUUUUUUUUUUUUUUUUUUUUUGCUUAUGGCCAGGGUUUCUAGAAGAUGACUUGUGCUAUUGAAUGGUGACUUGUGUACCGCUUCCUGCAGUGCCAGAGCAUAAAAGUCAGAAACCUGUUUUGUGCUGGGAUUGAGCCCUGAAUUGAAAAAUGCUGUUGCGGAUAAGAGUUGUUUGUAUUCUGGUGUCUGCAGCAGGUGUGUUGGGGUAGUACACUGAGCCACAGGGCAAAUGUGAAGAUCUUAACUCCUGCCCAAACAAGAUGCAUAUCAUCUUUGGUUUCUCUGAAGUGUGAGAAGUGGGUACAGCUGUACUUGUGCUCUGAGGAAAGAUACUUUUUAGGUGGAUGGGGUACAAAGCUGCUGUAUUGUACAGGUGCCUUAAAGAAAAAAACCAAACAACCAAAACCAGCACCCCAAACCCUUCCUGUAAGGGUGUCCACAGGUAUUUGUGCAGCUCUGCAGAAAGACAAGGUUGCACUUGGUGGGCAUGAGCAGCCACAUAACCUCGAAGUACUCUGCUUCAGUAAGUGCAUUCCCUCGGAGCAGGGAGGCCCUGGGUUUCACGGCUCUGCUAGUGUCAAAUGCUCGGUGGCACUGCUCUCGGUGAGGUCCUGUUUGUGUCUGUGAUCUUGUGGCUUGGCCACUGGCUUUGUUUUCAGGUUAACUCCACACUGGAGCAUCUGGCACUGCCAAGGUGACAGACUUAACAAGUUUUGAGGAUGGAAAAGCUGGUAGGGGAUUUAUUUUUUUUUUUUUUUGAGGGGGGGUGAUUGAGUCCUGGACCACUUGACCAGCCUACUAGGGCUCGCUAAAGAAAGAACCUCAGUUUAAAAAGCUUUCAUGGAUCGCACUUUCCACUUUUGAUUGCAUUGGAAUUGUACUUAACCGAAAGCUGACAUUGCACUUUUGAGUGAAAGCGGAACAGUGAGAUAAAGCCAGGCUGGGUGCACUGGAAGGCUGGGAUCAGACCCUUUCCAUGAAGCAUUUCCACAAGUGUUCUGAUACUUCAUAACUUAAGGUUCAGACAGGCAUGAGUUACAGACCUAUCUACUCCAUUUUGAUGAGGAAAUUACAGAGACACUGAAAAUAAACAGUUCCAUCCCCUCCUCCUCCUCUUCCCAAACUUUGAAGAGCUUUUCCUGUCUGAGCUGUCCGUGAAAUGACUGUGCUUGCCUGGAGUUGAGGUGUAAAUCGGCACUGGAGCUGGACGAGAGCUGGGCUGUUCACAACUUGUCUGAGCAAGAGCAGGUUGUUUUGCGUGGUGGGGACCUGGAGUUUGGCUGCAUCAUGGCGACGGUCAUCACUGAAAAGCUUAGCCGCCUCUUCAUUAAUGUGCGGCAGGUCCCCCAGCUGCUGGCCCCCCCUUCUCCCUCCACCGUCAGCAGUUCAGAGGUGCCAAAGGUCUUCUGGAAGCCCUACAUCCACACUGGCUACCGGCCGGUGCAGCAGACCUGGCGCUAUUACUUCUCAACACUCUUCCAACAGCACAAUGAGGCCAUCAAUGUCUGGACCCAUCUGGUGGCAGCGCUGAUCCUGCUGCUGCGGUUCCAGCAGCUCUCGCAGCGAGUGGAUUUUCAGCAGGACCUGCAUGCCCAGCCCCUCUUCAUAAUCAUCGUGGCAUCCAUCACCUACCUGACGUUCAGCACCCUCGCUCACCUUCUGCAGGCCAAAUCUGAGUUCUGGCACUACAGCUUCUUCUUCAUGGACUAUGUGGGUGUUGCCAUUUACCAGUAUGGCAGCGCUCUGGGGCACUACUACUACACCAUCGAGCCAAGCUGGCAUGAGAAGAUCAAAUCGUUUUACAUGCCAGUGGCCAUCCUGUUAGCAUGGCUGUCCUGUGCCGGUUCCUGCUAUGCCAAGUUCCGCUACCACCAGUCCACGCACCUUCUGAGCCGGCUCUGCCAGGAGCUGCCCUCUGGCCUGGCGUACAUGCUGGACAUCAGCCCUGUGGUCCACCGCAUCUACACCGCGCCGCCCUCCGAGCAGGCUGACCUGGCCCUUCUGUAUCACAAAUGCCAGGUGCUGUUUUUCCUGAUUGGUGCCUUUUUUUUCUCACACCCUUACCCUGAGAAGUGGUUCCCAGGGAAAUGUCACUUCUUUGGGCAGAGCCAUCAGAUUUUUCACAUGUGCCUGGUACUCUGCACGCUGGCACAGAUUGAGGCAGUAGUGUUGGACUAUGAGUCCAGGCGACACAUCUAUUCCACUCUUCAGGGUGAUUUGGCGCACAACUUCUCUGCCCUGUGCCUCUUCACUGUGAUCUGCUCUGUCCUCACAGCUGCUUACAUGGCCCGGAAGGUGAAGAACAAGCUGAGCUUCAAAGAAGAGUAAGAGCCCUGAAGGAGAAGCAGGUGAGCUCACCCCAGGGGUUGAUCUGCAGCCAGCUGUGGCGACGCUGGCAUGAACCUGGCCACAAACUUCAAUAAGAGGAAUGAAACGCUUUGCAAACUGUUACUUGGCAGUCUAUAGGGAGAGAAAGAGCUGCUUUUUUAGUUCAAGCUUGUUCUUAAAAAUAGUACACUGGUUUAAUUCGCAUGUCUGAAUAAAUAGUUGCAAUAAAAUGUGGUCGGCGCUGCA
Molecule: messenger RNA, 2827 nt
Organism: Falco peregrinus (peregrine falcon)
Lineage: Eukaryota; Metazoa; Chordata; Aves; Falconiformes; Falconidae
Gene: PAQR7
Product: progestin and adipoQ receptor family member 7
Exons: 3
Coding region: 1541-2581 (346 amino acids)
Biological process (GO): response to steroid hormone
Cellular component (GO): plasma membrane
Molecular function (GO): steroid binding; nuclear steroid receptor activity
Source: RefSeq, a predicted model, not a curated record